CCGCUUCUCUCUCAUCCAUCUUUCAUCAUCCAGUAUCUCCGCCGGUGACGACGACGACGCUACUGUUCUUCUUCUGUUUCAUCUAAUUCUCUUUAUUCAAGGCCAGUGUAGCAUAUUGGAACCGAUUUUUUUCUCUUCGUCGCUGGGCGCUUCCAUUACAAACCCUUCCUUCCUCCAGAUUCCAUGGGACAGACGACUUCCAGGAACCGGACUCCGUUACAGUCGCCUGAUACAAACGCCUCUACCGGCAUCGAUGUCCCUCCCAGCACCCCAGAAACACAGUCUGACGAUGUUCCAGACAACAAUCAGCCAUCCGCGCCAUCCAACAACUCUCCGACAUCCAAGGCGUCUCGCCGCUCAGCUCGCUCUGCCGUUCGCAAGAGUAUCCUGAACCUCGUGAAGCCACGUUCAUCGCACUCCGAAGGGUCUAGUGAGCGUCCAGGCUCUAAUACACGCAAAUCAUGGCGAGCGUCUAGGCGCUGGUCAAAAACACCGCCAUCUUUGACUCCAGAUAUCGAUUCCUCUCCGAGCGCGUCGUCGGCCAGUGGUGCGCUGUCAUCUGUCCUUGACAAGAACAGGGACCCUGACUCGCAGCCAUCCGAACCUUUGACGUCGCCCUCUCUCGACUCACCAGCAGCCACUGGAAGUUCCAGUCCACUGGAUCCGGAUCGGGAGGAUAGGCAUAGCACUACGUCGCCGCCUGUGUUCAACAAUGCGCCAGAAGACGAAGUCAUUAUCAGCCCCGACCAUUUCGCUUCCUCGCAAGACGUUCCGGACGUUCCGCAAGAUGUAUCGCCCUCACCCACUAUCGGCCCCGCAGAUCAAUCAUCACCUGGACAGACUUCUCCAUCACCUGCACGACAGUUCCCCCCUCCAGGAACGCUCGUUGUGGUACAAGGUGUCGUACAUACGACCGAUGUACCUAGGCCUGAUGUCGCCCCAUCCUUCGUUCCGCCCGAUCUUCCUGAAGCACCGAUGAUGACUCGUCGAGGAGCGUCACUCUCUCGUUCGUCCACUUCCGUCAAUCAGGAGCGUCCAGCGAGGAACAGAUUGUCUGCGCUUCUUCGGUCGCGGCCUCCCAGCAUGGUGUCCACAAAUUCUCCCUCUGUCACUCCAAGAGACGGUGAUCCACAUACAGCGGAAGUAUCAACAUCAACCCCAGAACCUAAUGAUACACAACCACCACCACCGCCGCCACCACCGCCGCCACCUCCACCUCCACCUGAAGCAGAACCCUUUGAACAACGUCCCCCUGGUGCUAUCUCUUCCAGUAGCAUUGAUGUGCUUGGAACUCUUCUAAGCGUCGCAGCAGCUGCCACGGCUGCUUCAUUGCUCACAGGGUCAUCGGAGCCUAUACUCUCCUCAGGCCUCACCCCUCCAGCACCAAAUGCAUCUACUACAGACCCAGAUACGUCCCUUCGGCCCAACUCACCUACUCCAACUGCCGGCUUAGCGGAUACUAUGACCGGCCGAAGUGAACGUAUGAGGCAGGCCUGGGCCAACAUUCGGGAACGAUUCGGUCUUCGUACACCGACUCCGUCUCCAGGGCCUCAGGUGCUGGAUCGGAGCGACCAGGGAGAUGAGCUUCCGCAGGCGUUACCCGAUGCUUCACCGCCAGAUGCGAGAGAGCGAAUGUUCGCGGAGAUGGCCCGUGCCUUUAAUACAGGACUGGGUAUGCCAUCGGAUUCUCCGCAGCGUACGGAUGAAGGCGCAUCAUCGACCCAGGGCUCAGAAAGCCCCACCAUCAAUGUCACUCCUCACUUACCAGCAGAAGGCACCUUUGAGCGGUUUUUGAUCGACUUGCAAACCGAUCUGCGGUCCACACUGACGCAACAAGCACAGCAGGUACCAGAGGGAGCUCCUGCUCCCGAUUCGGAGCCACCGCCUCUGGAACCGUUAGGAACAGAACUUAAUUCUAUGACCUCUCCUACCAGCGAUUCGGAACUCUUACCUGUUGCUGCAGAAGCACCUCAGACACACAGAGACACUGUAGGAGAGAGUGAAAAUCACAACGAUAACAUGCCUGAACUGCAAGACGUCUCUGACUCGGAUUCUGAAUUCAGUAAUGAUUCCGAUUCUGAAAUGGCACAUCCCCCUCGUCGUUCACCUUCGAUUACCGCUUCUUCUUCACAUCGGCCCCAACCUCUCACACAGGGUGACAACUGGACAAUGCCCACACUGCCGAGCACCGCUGGGUCUGCCGCUGAGGCCUCGCGGCCAGAGGGUCCUUCUGGCAGAAUUAAUUGGUGGAGACUAUACCGUUUCCCCCCAAUCCUUGCACCUCGUGGUAGCGGUGCUGUAGAGGUCAACUUGCGCUCGCAACCAAACCCCCUGCUUGCUUCUACACCAUCCGUUCAACUCCCAAUGCCAGAAACGACAUCACCCCGCCCUGCCUCGUCACCGACGGCAUCCGACGCCGCGCCCUCUCCCACACCUUCAGAAACGGGGCCGAACAUCGUCGUUCCUGUCAUCGUAGUUGGUUUGCAGUCUGUGCAGAUGAAUUGGCGGCAUAAUGCCCAGGCCUCACCCUCACCGGCGGAGCCUGUUGAUCCUGCGGAGCUUGACGUUUUCCAGCAGCAGGGCGACGAAAACGAUGGUAGAAUGCCUGAGGCGGGUGUCGACGGUUUGAAUACCGGUGCGGGUGGACCCUCUCUACCGUCUGAUACGACUCGCGGUCGUCGAUGGCAUGCUCGUGCAGCCAGUGCGUUGCGAAACUUGCGUUCGGGACGUAGGACGCAUGUACACGGCGUUGCUUCCGAUGUUGAUGCUACAGGAUCUCGCACUUUCUUGAUUUAUGUCAUCGGAGGGUAUUAUCCUCCGGAUCAUAGUAUCGUAACCGGUGAACCUAAUAACUUUGAUUCCUUUGAGGCGUUGUUGGAUUUGGCCGAGCUUCUGGGACAAGUCAAACCGCCGACGGUUUCAAAGGAAGAAAUUGAAAAAUCUGGCUUGGAGGUUAUCAAGUCGACUCGCCUUGCUGAAUAUGAGCGAGGUGGCAAAAUAUCAUCCAACUGUAUUGACAGGUGCCUCAUCUGCCUGGAUGAUUAUGUACCCGAAGAUGAUGUACGAGUCAUGACAUGUCGGCAUGCUUUCCAUCAGAAGUGUGUCGAUAUAUGGCUGCAGACGGGUAAGAAUAAUUGCCCGGCGUGCCGUGGGAUGGGUGUGCCCACGGAAGCUCCGGAUCCUCAGCCAGACGUAACGACACAAUAAUCUUGCAUCUUCUAUUCCACCACUCCUUGCCUCCUGCCAUGUAUUUCUCACACCAUGUCUGCAUCUCCUUUUUAGUAUAGUCCUCGCCUUGCUUUUCUUCAUGUUUGCUUGAUGUUCUCUGACAAUUGUACCGUACCGUAAUACAGACCAAAGAAAAUCAAUACAUAGAAUGGACCAGAACGAUAUUUACUCGGGGCGUAAGAAG
Molecule: messenger RNA, 3412 nt
Organism: Guyanagaster necrorhizus
Lineage: Eukaryota; Fungi; Basidiomycota; Agaricomycetes; Agaricales; Physalacriaceae
Exons: 6
Coding region: 184-3207 (1007 amino acids)
Source: RefSeq, a predicted model, not a curated record